Trichoplusia ni (cabbage looper) is the source of this 4664-nucleotide messenger RNA. RefSeq lists its product as uncharacterized. Bases 736 to 4326 code for a protein of 1196 amino acids. Lineage: Eukaryota; Metazoa; Arthropoda; Insecta; Lepidoptera; Noctuidae. The record is from RefSeq and is a predicted model, not a curated record. The transcript has 3 exons.
CAUUUAUAGGUUUCAAAAUCUAUACAAUUACCCGAAUCCUUAAUUGCUUUCUGUAGUAGUAGCUAGUAAUUUACUAAAUGAGCGUAAUUCCAUUCUAAUUGGCAAGUGAAUAAAAGAACCCAUAUUAGCAACGCUGCAAAUUUAAACGAUUCUAUAACAUGGAGAAACACCUUAAAAUACUUGGAACUUGUCUAAGCAAGAAAGACUCAGAAUAAUUGAAAGUGAAUGCUCAAAAAUUAGAAACAAAAACCUAUUUCAAUACAAACGAAACAAAAAAAGAACGCAUGAACAGUAAAUUGUUAAGUACAUUACGAGAAGGCAAUACUUAUUACAGUGCGACGUAGAUUGCAGUAAUGUUAAGACGUUAAUUGAUAUUGUACGCACACUCCAACAGCGUAUUAUGAACCUUCAGUCCAAAAAAAACCGCAAUAAUGCAACCAGCUCUAAUAAUAUCACAUUCAGCUCAUAAAAAGAAAAUAAAAUACCAAACAUGUCAAACACUACUAUUCUUAAUUUGCCAAAUCAUUGAAAACACAACAAUAUAUAUUCUAAUAUAGCAUUCAAUCGUGUACUAUAUGCAAAACAGGUCGUUGAUAUUAUACAUAAUAGAAUUGCGUUAAUCAUUCAAUUAUUGUUUUCGAUUUUACGGUACAUAAUGUGACAUGUCUAUCAAUUAUAUACUGUGUAUAUUUCAAUAUAUUUUGCAGACGCUACUCGAGGUUCCGAUACGCCAUUAUGAUUUUGCGCCUAGUGUAUAGUUUUUUAUUCUUAAGUUUAGUAACGGGAAACCAACGGAGUCACUAUGGAGGACCUCAGAAAGGGCGCCACUAUCCCGGACAACAAAUAAGCGGGUCUGUCCCCCCAAAAGUAGAAUCUAAAAACUUUGACGUAGAAUUCGUAUCCGAUGACAGUCCGGUACCAAGACCAGUACAAAUUGUAAAUGAAGAAACUUACACAGAAAAAACUAUAUGCUUUACGCCAAGCAUGGUGCAUAGAAUGGUAAAGGCAGCACUCGAAUACGUAAGCCAAAUACCUUCAGAUUCAGUGGGGAACAUUAUAGAUAAACUGGACCAAGAACUCAAUAGAAUGUCAGACUCGGAUUCUCCUGAGGAACAAUUGGCUAAGAAACCAUUAUAUCCUCUUGAUUCCAAAAACAUAUUCCAAAUGUUAGACAAACCGAGAGCUGAAUCUCGAACUAAUUUAAUACUUCAAUAUGAAAUGCCAGGUGCACAGGAACCUCAAUGUAGGGAAGCAUUAGAAAAACUAAUUGAAAUCGCAUACAAUGCUUACUUGGAGUUAGAGCAACAACCACAAUGUAGAGAAUAUUUAUACAGAUUUGCUAGUCAGCAUUCAGAAGAUCGACCAAAAGGUCAUCUAGAGUAUGGGCCUGACUUAAAAUCAGUAAUAGCUACGAUUCUGGAGCAAAUAGAACAAAACAAGGCCAAGAAUUCUCCAGACUACCCACAUGCUGAUUAUUACUCACAAUUGAACGGUUACGAAGUACCGUCGAUACCGGAAUUACCUAUACCAACAAUUCAUGAGAUCGUGAAACCUCAGAUACCACAAAUACACGAUAUCAAUAUACCUCAAAUUCAUGAAGUAAAUAUUCCACAAUACCAUGACAUAACCGAAAUUCGUGAAAUAAAAAUCCCACAAAUUCAUGAAAUUAAAGUUCCCCAAAUACAUGAGAUAAAUAUUCCACAAUAUCACGACAUAACUGAAAUUCACGAUAUUCAACUACCUAAAAUUAAAAUACCUUACGAAAUGAACCAUCCACAAUAUCACGAUAGAACCGAUAUUCUUGACAUUAAAAUACCAAAUAACCAUGAUAUUAAAUUCCCUCAGAUUCAUGAACUUAAUGUCCCACAAUAUCACGACGUAACUGAAAUUCAUGACAUAAAACUGCCAAAAAUUAAAAUUCCUCAAAUUCAUGACAUCAAUAUUCCGCAAUAUCAUGAUAUAACCGAAAUUCGUGAUAUCAAAAUACCACAGACUUAUGAAAUAAAUCAUCCACAAUAUCACGAUAGAACAGAUAUUCUUGACAUUAAAAUACCAAAUAACCAUGAUAUUAAAUUUCCUCAAAUUCAUGAAAUUCCACAAUAUCACGAUAUAACUGAAAUACACGAUAUCAAAUUACCAAAACUUAAAAUUCCUCAAAUCAAUCAUCCAUACCAUGACAGAACCAAUUUACUCGAUAUUAAGAUACCUCAAAUUCAUGACUUAAAUAUUCCACAAUAUCAUGAUAUAACCAAAAUACGCGAAUAUACCAUACCACAAAUACAGGAAAUUCCGCAAAUCCUUGAGUACAAUAUUCCUCAAAUAAACGAAUAUGUAGAUGAAACGGGACCAUCGAGACCUUUACAACCUGAAGAAACUGUUAAGGUUAUUGUAGAAAUGUUACAAAACGAAGAUACCAGUGAUCUGUUCGAUCGACUGAUGCGUGUUAUUGAAGAAAACAGGCAUAACUUCCACCCACAAGUAUUUGACAUCUUGUUAACUCUUCUGACGAUACGCAAGGAAAGACAUGUUCCGAGAUUCCGCGACUUAGUUAUUUUCUUACUCGAUUCCGAGCGAAACAAACAAUGGCCUUGGAGUGAAACCGUAACAGAACAUGUCCUAGAAUAUUUGUUACCAGAUAAAAAUGGACAUCUAGAUUCUAAACUAGUUGACAUUAUACUGAACUUGUAUCAUAGCCCCACUAAUGAUAAUCAAAUUGAAUUCAUUUUGUCUUUAUUAAGACCAAUUAAAGAAGGAAACAUAGAUUCGAAAACCUAUGAAAUUAUAUUAAGGUUAAUAAAAUCCUAUCAAAAUGAUUUGUUGAAACCAGACCAAAUUGAAGUUCUACUGAACAUUUUGAGUCCGCACAGUGAUAACAUCAUAGAAUUUGAAGUAAUUGAUCAAUUGUUGAAAUAUAAAGAAUUAGGAAUCACGCCUGAACAUGUGGAUAUUUUACUUCAAAUACUGAAACCAGGUCCAAACAGGCCACAAAACAUUAAUUUUAUUCUUUUCCUGUUGAAAGAAGUUAAGCACACGAUGCCUUACCACUUAGGGGAACUUAUAUCGUUCCUGUUUAAUGAGAGUGGAAUAUUAGAUAAGAGACGUAUUGGCCUGCUUUACAUUAUAGUACACGAAUACCCGAACAGUCCUGACAAAGCAGAAGCUCUACUUAACCUAUUAAAAAUACCUUCCGUACUUGACUCAAGAUUUGUUGACAUUAUGCUGCUACUUAACAGCUACAAUUUGCUUUCAGUUGAACUAUUUGAUACCCUCCUCAAUUUGUUGAAUGAUGAGGUUAAUGGUCAAAUAAACGACCACAGAGUCAAAACAUUAAUUAUGCAGUUGGGACCACUAAAGCAGUCGUUCCCGACACUUUCAGUUGACAUAUUAAGUCUUCUGAGUCAAGGAGGAUACCCAGGUCCAGAUUCUGUGGUCGAAUGGCUUGAAAAUGCAUCACCUAACCAUGAAGAACCUUAUUCCAAUAUAAAAGCUCUGCUUGAUAAAGUUGAGACUUUAAAAGAUAGACUAAUACACGACAACCUUGGUCCCGAUAACGAGUUUCGAACAACGGAUGAUGGGUUUUCCGUGCCAGGUUCCCCUGACAAUGAUUUCUUUGUUAUUUUCAAAUGGUUGGAGAGCCAAGGGUUGCUGAAUCCAGAUCAAGGUGGAGCUAACAAUGAUUUGGUAAACAAAUUGUUGAAAAUAUUAGAAAUGGGUGAACGCGAACUUGGAGUAGUUGAAUUAACUUACAUGUUGAAGCAUGAGAAACCUCUCGUCUACCAGCCCGUGUACUAUGUGAAAUACAGACUCCCGAUACUGAGUUUCAUAUCAAACAUGAAGAGUUUGUUAGUUGAAAACCCACAUUUAACAGCUGAUCCAUUAAAACUGUUACAAGAACUAAUAGUUAUUUCAAAUGUAACAGAAGUAUCUCCAAACUUGCAAGGUUACCCGAAGGAUGAAAUAUUAAAACUAACAUUCAACGAUGGUGACUUAGUUCAAGCGAAGAUUUUGGACGAGCAAAACCUGAAUUUGAACGAACAGAUAACGUACGUUCAUGGUUUGAAUGCUGAUAUAUCGCCGGAAGAGAUAUUGCAACUGAAUAAGAUUAAUGAGGCGAAGUACUACCCGAAUGUUCUGCACAUCAAGGAGACGUUCCCGGAGAAGGUGACGGUGCACGAGAUUAAUAAAUACGUGGAGUACCCCCCGGUGCACUACCAGAGAACGAAGGAAGUCAGCGAAACUGACCCAGCACUGCCAGCGCCAAAACUGACGCCCUUCGAGAAACCUGUAGACGACAAAGCCUCACAACCCAACAACGUUAAAGCCUGAUGACCGAAAUAGAAAAAUUCUUGAUAAUUGUUUUUAUUAAAAAAUAAAAAUUAAGACCGACUCUGUAGUUUUAAUACUCAAUGUACAGGAUGUAAUGAGAAACGAAAACGGUUACGUUUGAAUAUUUCCUACGCCCAUAGAAAUGAUAAAUGUUCGUCAUAGAAGUGAUGAUUAAAAUUGACCUUAAUAUGUAAUCAUUUUGCUCAAAAUCUAUACAAAAUUAUUUUCGUCUAAUAAUAAUUUUGUAUCAACGUUAAAAGAAUUUUUCUGCUUCUUCAAAAGAAGUUGUUUAUUUUUAGGAUAUUACAAAUGUGCCUACGAAUUUCAGUUACGUUUUG